CUCGGACUGGGUAUAUAUAGUCUCGCCUCAGCUUACAGUCACUAUCUACAUCUUGUCUUCACUCAGACAACGUCCUCAGCCCGUCAUCACUCAGCCAUCAUGAAGCUCGUAAUCUUCGCCUGCCUCGCCGCCGUCGCUGUCGCCGCCCCCCAGUUUGGUCGACAGUUCAUCCAGCGGGACCGCCCACUUCGACCAGAAUACCGACCCAUCGCCAUCUUGAGGGACAACAGGUACGAUAACGGCGACGGCAGCUUCAGCUACGACUUCGAGGGAGAGAAUGGCAUCUUCGCAAGCGCUGUUGGCCGUCGAAGCUCACAGGGCCAGAGCAACAUUGAGGGCUCCUACAGGUUCACCCUCCCUGACGGCACCCUGGCUGAUGUCCGUUAUAUUGCUGAUGAGAACGGCUUCCGCGCUGAGUCCCCGCUGAUCCCCACCCCUCACCCCCUCCCCGCCCACGCCGUCGAGCAGAUCCGCGUCGCCGAGGAGCAGCGCCGCCGUGGCAUCAUCUGGGAUUAGGACACUGGCCAAGAUAUAUCUUACCACCGAAACUUUAGUAAAGAGUAGGACGUGGCGGUGAGGACGACGUCUACCAAGAGGAACAGGAAGUAGCUGCCACCUGAGUCCACCUCGCCUGCUGCAGAAUGCUUCUUGUUCCAUCGAAAUAAAGAGAAGAUUAUGCUAAA
Messenger RNA from Homarus americanus (American lobster), 683 nucleotides. RefSeq names its product cuticle protein AM1199-like. The record is from RefSeq and is a predicted model, not a curated record. The transcript has 3 exons. Bases 100 to 516 code for a protein of 138 amino acids. NCBI's taxonomy places the organism in Eukaryota, Metazoa, Arthropoda, Malacostraca, Decapoda, Nephropidae. Gene Ontology annotation, cellular component: chitin-based extracellular matrix. Gene Ontology annotation, molecular function: structural constituent of chitin-based larval cuticle.